AGGCCGAACUUGAAUACGAGGCACUUUCAGACGGUUUUAAGGUGCUCAAGAACAGACGCUCGGAGGAGAUCAUGGUUCUCAAGGCCGAGCUAGAACAGCACAAGCUGCAGGAACAGAUCAUCGAGAAGCUGCAAGCUGAUAUCGAUCGGCUCACUUCUGCCUUGGCCUCGGUGGCUGACUCUCAAUCUACUGAGAACGCACGCAUCAACCAGGUUACCGCGGAACUGAACGAAGCCCUCGCACAGAAGGACCAAGAGGUGGUACAGGUUCGCCAGAACAUGACCGAGUUCGAGGAGUCUCAUAACCGCCUUGUAAGCUCCCUGCAGGCUACACUGGCCACCAUCUAUGAGGAGGCGGAUGCCGCCAGGAAGUCGAGAGACGAGGCCGUCGUAGCACUAGAGUCACUUCGAGAGGAGCUCGAGGCCCUGCGACAUAGCCUCCCCAUCAACAGCAAGCACAUGUCGUUGAGCCAGUGGUCUGCUGAGCAGCAGCAAUCGCAACAGGAACAGCUCCAGGCCAUUCGCGACUUGGAGGAGAAACUUGAUGGACAGGUCGAGGGCGUCAAGGGCGAGCAGCAACGCGCUGGUAUUCUGGAGGCCAACACCAAGAGGAGAAGCCAGCAGCUUACAUUGGAUAUGGAGUAUCACUUGCAGCUCAGCAAUGCCAUAGUGCAAAAAUCGGCAUCAGCGUCACCAUCGGCGGCGCCGACGACUCCAGCUGAAAUCGACAGCGACAAGCCUGCGAAGCAGUCUGACGAUACUCCCCAAGUCCCAGCAGCGGAGCCAUUGACCAAAGGUAUCGAUUCCUCUUCGGAGCCUGGUAUAGUGUCUGUUCGAACAAUGCUCAAGUUCUUGUCGCAGCUCCAAGGACGGCCCUCCCACUUGUCCGAUACGACAUCGCACAUCCGUGAUAGUACGGAAACGACAGUAAUGGGCGACAAUGAUUACGACUACGACUACGAGUCUCAGCUCCACGCCUACCUCCUCAACUUGAACGAUGUCUCUUUGAAUGAGCCCUGGGCCAAGGAGAAGGAGCUCGAGGGCGAGAUUAGCAAACUGGAGCAUAGGAUUCAGUCGCUACUCAGCGACUUGUCGCUUGCGAACCAGAAGACCACCGAGGCACAGGAUGCGCUGAAGAGUGCCCAGGCGAAGCAUGAAGCUGAGCUCCAGGAGGAGCGUGACCAGAGGGAUGAGCUCGAGCGACUUGAGAGGUUGGAGCGCGAGGAGAUUGAGCAGAAGGUUCAGGAGGAAAGACGCAUUCGCGAGGAUGAGAUCUUGAAGCAGCAACAAUCCCUCGAGUCGAAGGAAGAGGAGCUGACCUUGAAGGAAACUUCCCUGCGAGAAAAGGAGAAAGUGCUGUUGACAAAGGAGCAAGAAAUGCAAAAGAGAGUCGAUGCUUUCCCGGUGACGCCUCCACUCACGGCCCCGGCUACGCCUUUCGGUUCUCCUAAUAAUAGCGAUCUCCUUCCAGGACUGCUGGCUGCUCACUUUGGCAAGAAGGGUGAUGAUGAAGACGAGGCAGAUCUUGCUGGAGCAGAAGAGAAGCGACAGCAGGAGGCUCUUGAGCGUGAGAAGCAGGCAGAGAUGGCUGCUCAGCAGAUCAAGUUGAUCAAGUCCUUGGAGGAGAAGAUUGCCGAGCUCGAGAAGCGAGGUCCAUUGCCAUCUACCCCGACUGUUGACGAACACCAAGCGUUCCCGUCCCCACCGAUAUCUGUCAGGCCACGGUCAAGUACCGCGUUGUCCAGGAACGGCUCGCAGACGUUGCGAUCAAGCCUAUUAAACAAUCCUCCAGACACGCCUCCACCGACUAUUGCGCUGCCACCAAUUCCGACUUCACCAGAAUACAACGGAGACUCGUCCAGUCCUCGGUCCUCCUCGCCAGCCCAGGAUGAUGCACUGAGUCCUCGCAAGAAGUCGUCGUUGGCACACACUGUCUCGUCGGAAUCUCUUGUCAGCAGGACCGCCAAUGCGGCUGCAGCGACUGAGGCGGCUGUCGCGGCUGCUGUAGCCAAACAGCAAGAAGCGCAGAAGGAACUUGCCUUGAAGCUCGAGCAGGCUGAGGCCGAGCUCACGAAGACGCGGUCAAAGAACCAGGAACUCGAGACGGAGUUGGUCAAGAAGGAGCAGACGAAUAAACAGCAGGGCGGUCCGUCCGUGGAGUUUGAGAUGCAGAAACUGAAGCAGGAGAACACCGAGCUGGCACAGGUGUUGGAGGAAAUCCGGAAGAGUCUGGACCAGGCACAGAACCAGGUUCGGGGACUGGAGGAUCUGAAGUCACAGUUGGAGACACAGGUACAGAAGGAGAAACAGUUGAAGGACGAUGCUAUCCGAACACAGGAUCGACUCCAGACACAGCUCGAGGCGGCCAUGCAGAAGAAGAAGGGAUUCCUGUGCUUCUAAGCGCAGCAAAGGCAAAGGCAAAGGCAAAGGCAAAAAAAAAAAAAAAAAAAAAAAAAGAUACCAAAUGCAAGAUGGAGUGGCCACAGAAUGGGAGAGGGAUCAGGAAUCUCUAUUUAUAUCAUAUUUUAUACCACCUAAUAGUCUACUACCCAUCAUAAUGAAAACCAAAAGAUAUCAAUGUCAAUCUCAAGGCAGUGAUUUCGCGUUUUGCCACC
Gamsiella multidivaricata is the source of this 2614-nucleotide messenger RNA. RefSeq lists its product as uncharacterized. Bases 72 to 2399 code for a protein of 775 amino acids. The transcript has a single exon. The record is from RefSeq and is a predicted model, not a curated record. NCBI's taxonomy places the organism in Eukaryota, Fungi, Mortierellomycota, Mortierellomycetes, Mortierellales, Mortierellaceae.